This is a messenger RNA of Penicillium digitatum Pd1, 129 nucleotides long. Lineage: Eukaryota; Fungi; Ascomycota; Eurotiomycetes; Eurotiales; Aspergillaceae. The record is from RefSeq and is a predicted model, not a curated record.
AUGACAAAUUAUAGGAUAUUGCGCAGUACAUCAAGAAAGAAGUUCGCUAAUUCUACCCCGCCCCCGAAGCCAUCUCUAACCCCAUACAUCAGUUUGAUUCCCGCAAGGGCGCUACCUGGCACUGCGUAG